Thecamonas trahens ATCC 50062 is the source of this 2181-nucleotide messenger RNA. RefSeq lists its product as uncharacterized. The record is from RefSeq and is a predicted model, not a curated record. NCBI's taxonomy places the organism in Eukaryota, Apusomonadida, Apusomonadidae. The transcript has 5 exons. Bases 1 to 2181 code for a protein of 726 amino acids.
AUGGGCAUCACGGACGCGGGCUCUCUCGGUAAGCUCACGGGGCUGCAGUGGCUGGACCUGAACGGGUGCACGGGCAUCAGGGACGUGGGGGCUCUCGGCAAGCUCACGAGGCUAUGCAUGCUGGACCUGAACGGGUGCACGGGCGUCACGGGUGUGGGCUCUCUCGGUAAGCUCACGGGGCUGGGGAGGUUGGGCCUGAGCAGGUGCAUGGGCAUCACGGACGCGGGCUCUCUCGGUAAGCUCACGGGGCUGCAGUGGCUGGACCUGAACGGGUGCACGGGCAUCAGGGACGUGGGGGCUCUCGGCAAGCUCACGGGGCUAUGCACACUGAACCUGAGCGGGUGCACGGGCAUCACAGACGUGGGGGCUCUCGGGUCCGUGGACGCUUGGCUGGACCUGAACGGGUGCACGGGCAUCAGGGACGUGGGGGCUCUCGGCAAGCUCACGAGGCUAUGCAUGCUGGACCUGAACGGAUGCACGGGCGUCACGGGUGUGGGCUCUCUCGGUAAGCUCACGGGGCUGGGGAGGUUGGGCCUGAGCAGGUGCACGGGCAUCACGGACGCGGGCUCUCUCGGUAAGCUCACGGGGCUGCAGUGGCUGGACCUGAACGGGUGCACGGGCAUCAGGGACGUGGGGGCUCUCGGCAAGCUCACGAGGCUAUGCAUGCUGGACCUGAACGGGUGCACGGGCGUCACGGGUGUGGGCUCUCUCGGUAAGCUCACGGGGCUGGGGAGGUUGGGCCUGAGCAGGUGCACGGGCAUCACGGACGCGGGCUCUCUCGGUAAGCUCACGGGGCUGCAGUGGCUGGACCUGAACGGGUGCACGGGCAUCACGGACGCGGGCUCUCUCGGUAAGCUCACGGGGCUGGGGAGGUUGGGCCUGAGCAGGUGCACGGGCAUCACGGACGCGGGCUCUCUCGGUAAGCUCACGGGGCUGGGGAGAUUGGGCCUGAACGGGUGCACGGGCGUCACGGACGUGGGCUCUCGGUGCACGGGCAUCACGGACGCGGGGGCUCUCGGCAAGCUCACGGGGCUGCAGUGGCUGGACCUGAACGGGUGCACGGGCAUCACGGACGUGGGGGCUCUCGGCAAGCUCACGGGGCUAUGCACACUGAACUUGAACGGGUGCACGGGCAUCACAGACGUGGGGGCUCUCGGCAAGCUCACGGGGCUGCAGUGGCUGGACCUGAACGGGUGCACGGGCAUCACGGACGUGGGGGCUCUCGGCAAGCUCACGGGGCUAUGCACACUGAACUUGAACGGGUGCACGGGCAUCACAGACGUGGGGGCUCUCGGCAAGCUCACGGGGCUGCAGUGGCUGGACCUGAACGGGUGCACGGGCAUCACGGACGCGGGCUCUCUCGGUAAGCUCACGGGGCUGCAGUGGCUGGACCUGAACGGGUGCACGGGCAUCACGGACGCGGGCUCUCUCGGUAAGCUCACGGGGCUGCAGUGGCUGGACCUGAACGGGUGCACGGGCAUCACGGACGCGGGCUCUCUCGGUAAGCUCACGGGGCUGCAGUGGCUGGACCUGAACGGGUGCACGGGCAUCACGGACGUGGGCUCUCUCGGUAAGCUCACGGGGCUGCAGUGGCUGGACCUGAACGGGUGCACGGGCAUCACGGACGCGGGCUCUCUCGGUAAGCUCACGGGGCUGCAGUGGCUGGACCUGAACGGGUGCACGGGCAUCACGGACGUGGGGGCUCUCGGCAAGCUCGCGGGGCUAUGCAUGCUGGACCUGAACGGGUGCACGGGCGUCACGGGUGUGGGCUCUCUCGGUAAGCUCACGGGGCUGCAGUGGCUGGACCUGGGCGGGUGUACGGGCAUCGCGGGUGUGGGGGCUCUCGGGUCCGUGGACGCUUGGCUGGACCUGAGCAGGUGCACGGGCAUCACGGACGUGGGGGCUCUCGGCAAGCUCACGGGGCUAUGCACACUGAACCUGAGCGGGUGCACGGGCAUCACAGACGUGGGGGCUCGCGGUGGGCUCACGGGGCUGCAGUGGCUGGACCUGAACGGGUGCACGGGCAUCACGGACGUGGGGGCUCUCGGCAAGCUCGCGGGGCUAUGCAUGCUGGACCUGAACGGGUGCACGGGCGUCACGGGUGUGGGCUCUCUCGGUGCACGGGCAUCACGGACGUGGGGGCUCUCGGCAAGCUCGCGGGGCUAUGCAUGCUGGACCUGA